Molecule: messenger RNA, 1190 nt
Organism: Theobroma umbraticum
Lineage: Eukaryota; Viridiplantae; Streptophyta; Magnoliopsida; Malvales; Malvaceae
Product: AMMECR1 family
Source: RefSeq, a predicted model, not a curated record
UUCGGUGACCAAAACCAAAAUAUAAUAAUAAAAAUAAUAUCCCUCUUUCUUCUUCAACGAUAUAAAAAAACAAGAAGGUUCGCCUUUUCGUUCAUCGUACUUGACGUGUGAGAAUAAAAAGGGGGAAGGGAGGGCGAUCGGUGGAGAAGCUGCUUGUCUGUUGGCUUGAGGAGAGUCGAGAGAGAGAGAGGAAAUUGUCGUUGGAAUUAGAAAAAAUGGUGUCGGCGAAUAGGGAAAUGGUGGUCUACUGCUUCGACAAUUUGGUCGCCCACUACAACAGCGAGGAGGCUCCCCCGCCCGCCUUCGACGAAGGCCAACACCCCUUGUUUGUCACUUGGAAGAAGAUUGUGAGUGGUGGGGAGCCUCGUUUACGUGGAUGUAUUGGCACUCUUGAAGCUCGCUGCUUGAUUAACGGGUUUAAAGACUAUGCUCUGACGAGUGCUUUGAGGGAUCGCAGAUUUCCCCCUAUACAAGCCAAAGAACUGCCUUAUUUAGAAUGUACAGUUUCCAUUUUGACUGAUUAUGAAACAGCUAAUAACUACCUUGAUUGGGAGGUUGGAAAGCAUGGCAUAAUUAUUGAGUUUACUGAUGACUAUAAUAUAAGGCGAAGUGCCACAUAUUUACCUGAGGUGCCUGCACAUGAAGGUUGGACUAAAGUUGAGGCAAUUGACUCACUGAUGCGCAAGGCAGGCUUCAGUGGCCCCAUCACUGAAUCACUCAGGAAGCGUAUAAAACUGACUCGGUACCAAAGCACACUAUUUACUAUGCACUACAGUGACUAUGCCUCCUAUGUCAAGACAACAAGGGGUGCAGCACCUUCUAUUGCUGGUGCUAGGCUCAGCAACCACUGAUUCUUCCAAACAGCUGUUACCAAAAUGGUAAAGCUGUUUUGGCUAAAUGAUAAGCAUAUAAUUUAAACAAAAACAAAAGUGGGUGGAAUGGAUUUGAUUGUGUUCCUACCCAGGUUGCAUAAGUAAUUACAUUUACCUUUCAAAUAUCAUUCUUCAAAUUCGUUUGAUUUUGAAGAUAGAUACUAUUCCUGAUGUAACUCAGGUAUACCGUCUCUGCUUUGAUCAAGACAUUCAUGUUCUGCAGCUUCUCUGGGAAAGCUGUUUGCUGUAAGACACAGUUUGACUUAAAAUCGCUCAGGGACAUGUUUGUUCCCAGCAUUAUUUGGGUCUUUUCUCUUA